UGAGUGACAUCGGUCUUCAAAGAAUGGACCAUAAGAUUGAUGACCCAAAGCUUGCUUUUGCUUACCUCCGUCCAGCCUGUGUGCUUCUGACUCGUGAGCCCACGGUGGGCAAUGUGGAAACCCUGAGCACACACAGCUGAGGCAUGUAAACGAUGGAACCCUGCAGCAAGUGCAGGACUAUGUCCUUUUCCCUCUUCGCCCUCAAAAUCCCUGGCCCCAAGCGGGGGAUGGCUUGGUCCAGGCUGUGGCCGAGGCCAUGGGCUACGUUCUGGAGAACACCUGUGUACGGAGCUGGGAGACGCUGAGGGAUCUCCUUUCUGAGCUCUGCUUCUGCUCUCCCACGGACCCAGGGAAGCCAGCACCCGCCCCAGAAGAGCUGAAAGCUGCAGUACUGAGAUGCCUGGAUGCUCUGCUGCAUGCAGCCUACGGUGGCGUGGUCUUCAAGCUGUUUGAGCCCACCAUGCUGCCUGGCCUUGGGGCUGCUAUCUCCCUGCUGCUUGCCCUGGGAGAGCAGGAGAAGUCCCGCACUGUGCAGUCGGCUACACUGAAAUGCAUGCAGGCCCUGACCCUCCAGUGUGACUGUUCUCUGGACCUUGUGUCAGUGGGUCAGGAAGAGAGGUGUCACCUAGGCAACACCGUGGCUUCUUUCUUACCUGGGUUCACCAUCGCUGUGAGCCGUGUGAUCACUGGGGAUAUUAGGCAUGGACAUGCUGUUACUGUUAGGGCAAUAAAGGUGUGGUUCAAGACCGUGGGACUGGUGAUGGCUGACGACCAGCUACAGAACACCAGGGCUGGGGAGAGACAGCCUGGGAGCUGGGGAGAUUAGGGGAGCUAGUAGUGCAGAGGACUCAGGACUGGGUGAGAAACACCUCUGGGAGGCUGGCCUUACUGUUAAAAAAUAUCAUCUCCUGCACCUCAGCUCAUCAGAACCUCUCAGACCACCUCCUGGCCAACUGUAACUCCUCCCUGAGUAAGUGUGUGGGCCCCCUCCUAAAGGCUCUGGUGGGGUCUGUGCAUAACGAGGAGCCCACUGUGAGGGAGAGGUGUGAAGCUGCCCUGAGGGAGAUGUCAGAGAGGAGUCAAAACUCAGAUAUUAACAACCAGGCCUUUACUGCCAUAUUGUCAGAGAACCUCCACUCCCUGGCCACCUCCCUGCCGCGCCUCAUAAGGACGUCUGACAACCAGCGUAAGGUGUUUGGACCC
Molecule: messenger RNA, 1203 nt
Organism: Coregonus sp. 'balchen'
Lineage: Eukaryota; Metazoa; Chordata; Actinopteri; Salmoniformes; Salmonidae
Source: the annotation of a GenBank genome assembly